Messenger RNA from Lactuca sativa (garden lettuce), 1921 nucleotides. RefSeq names its product F-box/LRR-repeat protein At3g58900. The record is from RefSeq and is a predicted model, not a curated record. Gene Ontology annotation, molecular function: protein binding. NCBI's taxonomy places the organism in Eukaryota, Viridiplantae, Streptophyta, Magnoliopsida, Asterales, Asteraceae.
UGGGCAAGAGAGAGGGAAAGAAAGCCCGCCCCUUCUUCCUUCCUUCCUUCGAACUCAACUCCCUCGCACUCUCAACACGCCGAUUUCCGGUAAAACUCUCGGCCAUUCGUCGAUAAAGAGUCACGAACGGAGGAUCAAAAUGAUUAGGAAAUCAAAGAGGCUAACCAUGGGUGAACACAGAGGCGAUGAGCAACAUGAAAUUGAACAUAUAUGUGAUAUGGUCGAUUAUAUCAACAAUCUACCUGACUGUAUUGUUCACCAUAUCCUAUCAUUUAUGCCAACCAAAGAAGUUGUAAAGACAUCCAUAUUAUCAACAAGAUGGAAGAACCUCUGGGCUUCUGCCCCCACCAUCGAUUUUGAUGAUUUAUUGUUUUGUUCUGUCUCCGACAUCGAUUAUGAUGAUCUAUUUGUUUGUGAUAGAAAGGUUCAUGAUCGUCGUCAGCCUGAUGUUACUUCCUUCAUGAACUUUAUAGAAAGAGUCCUCCGAUUACGGGGUGUAUCGAAUAUCAUAAAGUUUCGUCUAACAUGUGUUAGUAGCUAUGAAGAAUCUCAAAUACAAAAUUCUCAAAUACAUUCAUGGAUUUCUGAUGCAAUCAUGCACAAUGUUCAGGAGCUUGAUCUGUCUCUCUUUCGAGAGGAUCCAUCUAUGAUUCCUUGGUCUAUUCUUGAUAGAACAUCAUUGGUUAGCCUGAAAAUAAGAUCAAAUUAUUAUGUUACUGAACUCCCAUCUUGCAUUUCUUUUCCAUGUCUGAAAACCCUGCACCUACUUUCUGUUGUGUUCCCGGAUGAUGAUCAUGCAGAAAAGCUUCUGUUAGGCUGUCCAGUUCUAGAGGAGUUGGUUUUAUCACAUAACUGGAUGAACUUGAACAACAUCGUCAUUUCCAAUUCCACCUUAAAGAGCUUGACCAUAGAAGAUAUUCUACACUUUCAGGAGGAUAUUCUACACUUUCAGGAGCCAUUGUAUGAUCCUACUAAUGUUUGUAAGAUCAAAAUCGAUGCAGAAAAUCUUACAUAUUUUGAAUAUAUCGGAUUUCUAUCAAACGAGAUUAUCUUGAGUAAUACAUCGUCCCUGGUCAACGCAUGCGUUUACAUUCCUCCCGAGUGGAAAAAAGAAGUCACGGGUCGAGUUAUUGGUCUGCUCAAACAACUACAAUAUGUUGUUUCUUUGAAGUUAUGCAGGCGUACUUUGGAGUCUCUUGUAUUUGCAGAUAACAACCUGUUCCGUUUUCCGGUGUUUCCAAAUCUGAGCCAUUUAAUAUUGAGUAUGAAAAUUGGGAAGCAUACAUUUAGAGUAUUGAUGGAUUUGCUUUCCUUCUGUCCAGUUCUACAAUCUAUUUGUUUCUCUGAGGGAUUCAUGCGCGACAGGUACCUUGGUAUGAACUAUUCAAUUUGGUCAUUGAUACCUAAAUGCAUCUCCAAUUGCCUCAAGACAUUGACCUUCAAGAACUUUCAUGCGGAUAACUCAGAAAUAGGUUUCCUCAAAUGUGUUUUAAAGCAUGCAUGUGUUUUGGAGAGGAUGGACGUCUGGUGGUCAAAGACUCCGCGACCAGAUAUAAAGAAGAGAAUGGAGGCGAGGGUUGAAAUAGAAACAAUGAAAAGGAACUCUACAGCUUGUGUCAUCAAGUUCUCAUGACAUCUGAAGAGAACCAUGUGUACUUCCGUUUCCUUUUUAGUAUUUACAUAUGUAUGUUUCCUUUACAUCACUUAUGUUACAUAUUAGGCAAGUUUGUGAGGUUUUUCAUUCCAUCAUGAUCGUUUCAAUGUGAGGUUUCAUUGAGGUACUAUGAUUGGUGGAAGAAUUUAGAUAGGAAAGACUGCAGAAACUUUGAUUCGGAUCUUGAAAAUGGAUUUGAUGUUAUAUUUGCCCCAUCUUUUGUACUCUUAUAUUUUGAAAACCUAAACCUACUUGUGCUUGUCGAAA